AAAUCAUUUUGAUUGAUACAAGUCGAGCUGUCUUUUUGCUGUAAUAAUUUGACAUCUUUAACAUAUAUAGUAUAUACGAUCCUGCCUGUCUCUCCAGCUUAUCUUUCGCUAGCAUCAUCAUCAUAUCGGCAGAUACACGAAACAUAACAUAAAAGGUCACCCGAUCUCUCUGUUUCUCAUCUAUCUACAGGCUUCUCUUUGACAGAUUUGAAUCAAAUGGAGGAGGACCGAAAAGAGAAGAACUCUCCAUGGCUAUCUGUGCCACAGUUUGGUGACUGGGACCAGAAAGGAGGAGGAGGAGCAAUGCCUGAUUACUCGAUGGAUUUCACCAAGAUCAGAGAGAUGAGGAAACAAAACAAGAGAGACCCUUCUCUAGCUAGUUUCGGCAACGAAGAAGAACUCAUUAAGCCACCCGAGUCAUCAGCACCAAUCUCUAAGCUCACCACUGUCCAUAGUGAAAACAAACGACAUUUCUCUCCUGACCACCCUCACCAACCACAUUCCCCUUCUGCAAGGAGAAGCAUCUUCAGCUGCUUCAACUGCUGCGUCAAAGCUUGAAGGGAUUCUUCUCUAUCAAAUAUACAUAUUGACUUGUCAUCCAAAUAUGGAAAAUGAAUGUGAUUGACUCUUUCUUUUAUAUAUGUUUGAAUCCA
Molecule: messenger RNA, 653 nt
Organism: Raphanus sativus (radish)
Lineage: Eukaryota; Viridiplantae; Streptophyta; Magnoliopsida; Brassicales; Brassicaceae
Exons: 3
Coding region: 217-558 (113 amino acids)
Source: RefSeq, a predicted model, not a curated record